This is a messenger RNA of Mastomys coucha (southern multimammate mouse), 729 nucleotides long. RefSeq names its product mitochondrial ribosomal protein L10 (gene Mrpl10). The transcript has 6 exons. Gene Ontology annotation, molecular function: structural constituent of ribosome. The record is from RefSeq and is a predicted model, not a curated record. The coding region runs from base 76 to 729 and encodes 217 amino acids. Gene Ontology annotation, biological process: translation. Gene Ontology annotation, cellular component: mitochondrial large ribosomal subunit. Lineage: Eukaryota; Metazoa; Chordata; Mammalia; Rodentia; Muridae.
CGGGUUUUCUCUGCUGCCCCACAAUCCUUAGCUACUUCCGUCUCCGCGCAGCCCUCAUGGGAACUUCCUGUGGCGAUGGCUGCGGCGGUGGCUGGGAUACUUCGAGGAGGUCUCCCGCCCCGGGCGGCUUGGCUACCCACCUUCCAGACUGUGCGCCAUGGCUCCAAGGCUGUGACCCGCCACUGGCGAGUCAUGCACUUUCAGCGGCAGAAGCUAAUGGCUAUAACUAAGUAUAUUCCUCCCAAACCUGCCAUCAACCCGAGAUGCCUACCACCUCCUCCCAAGCCCCCCAAGGAGGAGUCAGGCCUCAUCCGGCUCCUGCGUCAGGAUAUAGUAGCAGUUUUUCGGGACAACCGAAUGAUAGCUGUCUGCCAGAAUGUGGCCUUGAGCGCAGAGGACAAGCUCCUCCUGAGGCACCAGCUACGGAAACACAAGAUCUUCAUAAAAGUCUUCCCCAGCCAGGUCCUAAAGCCUUUUCUAGAAGGUUCCAAAUUCCGAAACCUGCUGCCGCUUUUUGUCGGACACAAUCUGCUGCUAGUCAGUGAGGAACCCAAGGUCAAGGAAAUGGUGCGGAUCUUAAAGAGCAUUCCCUUCCUGCCGCUGCUGGGUGGCUGCAUUGACGACACCAUCCUCAGCAGGCAGGGACUCGUAGACUAUGCCAAGCUGCCCAGCCUGGACCGAUACUUGCUGCACCCACACUUCCUGAUUGCCACAGGGCUGACCUGGUAG